AUGGACGCGCUUGGCGCGAUACCGCCGGACGAAAGUGCCGUUCACAGUACUCCCAACGAGACGACUUGCGUACGAAGCAGAUCAUCUACAGACACAACUCAAGGUACUAAAGAUGGAGGCCUACAACAAAACACCCACAGUUCUAGUGGCAGCGAUGACGAAGAAGAUGAUCAGCAGGCUGAGGAUGAGGAAGAAUCCGACGAGGAGGACGAGGAGCCCCGCCUGAAGUACGCAUACCUCACAAAGCACUUGGGAUCAGUGUACCGCAACGGGGAUGCGACAAGCUCGUUCCUCGUAGCAGGGGACAAGAUGAUAGUCGGAACGCACAACGGAAACGUCCAUGUCCUGUCAUUGCCUCUUCUACAGUCGCUCCGCGUAUACCAUGCACACUCAGCAAGUGUCACAUCUAUCUCCAUAUCGCCUUUCCCGCCUCCGCUUCCAAAUUUAAAGCAAGACGCAUUCAGCAAGCAGACCACAGAAGAUCCCCGGCCGCCCACACGAUCCUCCACCAACACAGGCAGUAUUCGCGGUCAAAAAAGGCUGGGCAGUCACCUGUCUGUCCCUCCCAUACCAUCAAACUCGAUAUACAUUGGAACCUCCUCAAUCGACGGCAACGUGUGUGUCUCGUCGUUGGUAGACCCCAAGGAUGUUAUGCUGCGCAAUUUUGGCCGGCCAGUGCAGUCUGUUGCUUUAUCUCCGGACUACAAAAAUGACAGGACGUUCCUGUCCGGCGGGCGUGCGGGUGAAUUGAUACUCACCACUGGUGGUCGCAUUGGAGCGACCUCUAACUCUACAACGAUGGGCGGCGCUGCCGCAACAGCGUCAAGUUGGCUUGGAUCCAUGGGUUUGGCAUCCAACAGCGGAAAAGACACGAUCAUGCACAGCGGUGAAGGGGCUAUUAGCACAAUCAGAUGGUCUUUAUCUGGCAAAUACGUGGCUUGGGUCAACGAAGAAGGCAUCAAAAUCAUGCGGUCCAACCUACAUUUAGAUUCCUCAGAGACCGAGUUUGCCUGGAAAAGAAUCAGCCACAUUGAUCGCCCAAACCGUCCCGGUUGGGAUGAAAUGUCGAGUGUCUGGAAGGCCCGCGCGGAAUGGAUUGAUCAAUCUGCUUUGGAUAGCCAAGACAAUCUCGAUCCGAACGACAGUACCAAAAGCCCGGAGACGAAGCCAGCUGUGCCCACUGAAAACGUAGAAAAGCUUGUUGUCGGAUGGGGAGGCACUGUUUGGGUCAUUGAUGUCUACCCUGAAAGAGCAAGCAAGUCCUCCAAGGGGGAAAAACUUGGAUCUGCAGAAGUUGUUACAAUAUUGUGUGGUAUCUGGCAUCUCGUUGUACACCCCCGUCUUCUUGUCGUUCUCGCAUAUAUGGAAACCGAAGGCGAAAAUCAACAAAAUGGAGGAAGCACCGGGCGACAUAAUCGUCAAAAAGGCCUGGAGCCUGAACUUCGUGUUAUCGACAUUGAGACUAAGGAAGAAAUUAGUGCCGAUACUCUCUCGAUAAAUCGGUUUGAGGGUCUUUCGGCAUCUGAUUAUCAUUUGAGUGUCUUACCUCCGUGGAAAACCCCGGAAGGACAAGUUGUCCAACGUGGAGCCCUGGGAGCUCUUGGGUACGGACUUUUAGAUGCUACCAUGUACUCUGCGCGGCUCUUUAGCUCUGGUGCCAGCAUCCGCAGUACCACGAGUAGCGGCGACAAAGGCUCAGGCCGAGCCCCACCCUCGUUCAUAUCCAAAAUGUCGGCGGCUGAAGAUUCUCUCCCCAAAGAGGUGCAGGAAGUUUCAGGUGCUCCUGGUGCUAAAAUAUUUGUCCACAGCCCAUAUGAUUGUGUCGUCGCGGUAAGAAGGGAUCUUGCGGACCGUUUGUCUUGGCUAGACAUGCAUGGCCAGUACGCGGAUGCAUGGCAUCUUGUGGAUGAACACCCAGAAGCUGCGGGUUCUAUACCUGAUAUCAGCGAAAUUGUUUCCGAAGCUGCCGGAAGGUCACAGACCAGUCUCGGUGACUUUUUCGCCGAUGAUCGAUCAUCCAUCACAACGGCUGGGCGACCAAAGAUCUCUGCCGCUGAACAAGAAAAGGCUCGCCUUGGGGAACUUUGGGUCAAACAGCUUGUAAAUGAGGAGAAGUGGGUUGACGCUGCGAGCAUCUGUGGUAAAGUCAUUCGCAACGCUCCGCGUUGGGAACACUGGGCCUGGGUCUUUAUCAACAAUGAUAGACUGGAUGAGAUUACUCCACAUAUUCCGGUUGAUUUACAUCCAUCGUUGUCUUCUGUGAUCUACGAAACCGUUCUACUUCACUACGUGUCUCGAGAUCUGGCCAAAUUCAAAGAAUUGAUCGAAACAUGGCCAUCUGAUCUAUUCGAGUCGAAUACGGUCACAGAAGCGAUUGAAGCACAACUUAAACCGGAAUUUGUACGCGUUGAAUCGGAGGAAUGGCGAACACUCACGGAUUGUCUCGCCAGGUUGUUCCUGGUUGGAGGGCAUUACCGCGAAGCUUUGCGUUGCUACAUUCGACUCCAGGAUGCAGAUGCAGCUAUGUCCUUGGUCCGUGAACACCGCUUGCUUGAUGCAGUGACCGAUGAUAUACCGGCCUUCAUCAUGAUCCGGGUUUCCAAAGAGCAGAUGAAGUCAGCCACGAAGUCUGAGUUGGAGGAGCUGACUUCUGAGUCUACACGGCUUCUUGUUAGCGAAGCAUACACGGGGAUUGUUCUUCCAGAAAUGGUGGUGUCGCAGUUGAUCGCUGCAAACCGAUUCCUGUUUCUUUAUUUCUAUCUCCGUGCGCUCUGGCGAGGCGAAUCAUUACCGCAUGAAGCAUCCAAACCUCGCAGAGGACGUGGAGCCCAUGCUCGAGACGCAGCCAACAAGCUUGCUGCCGACGAGGGCAAAGCUUUAAUUGACAACUUUGCCGAUACGACCGUUGAGGUCUUUGCCGACUAUGACCGUCCUCUAUUGAUGGAAUUCCUUCAAAACAGCAUCUCCUAUUCUUUCGAGAAAGCCACAUACAUCUGUGAAGAGCAUAGUUUUACCCCGGAGUUGAUUUAUCUCCUUUCCAAGAUGGGUCAGACCAAGCGUGCUCUGAACCUGAUCUUGUCAGAUCUCAAGGACGUUUCACAGGCCAUUUCAUUUGCUAAAUCACAGGAAGACCCCGACCUAUGGGAGGAUCUACUUGAUUACUCAAUGGACAAGCCGAAGUUCAUCCAUGGCCUCCUGGUUGAAGCUGGAACGGCCGUCGAUCCGAUCAAACUUGUGCGCCGGAUUCCAAGCGGACUGGAGAUUGAAGGCCUCAGGGAAGGUCUCACACGUUUGAUUCGUGAGCAUGAUCUGCAGGCUAGUAUUAGCCAAGGCGCGGCCAGGGUCAUGCAAAGUGAAGUUGCCCUGGGCAUGGACUCGUUACGCAAAGGUCAGCGUCGUGGAAUCAAAUUCGAUGUUCUCGAAGACGGAGAGCAAGAUUCUACCCUGACGCUGACAACCAAAUCUCAAAAACAAGAUCGAGUGUCCGAGACCAGUGGUGCAAAGAAAUUCGCAGGCCCUGGACAAGGAAGAUGCGGUGGCUGUAACGCCGCUUUCCGUGCAAAUGAACGAGAAAUCCUUGUUGGAUUUGCUUGUGGUCAUAUCUUCCAUCUAUCUCACCUGCAUCCAGAUGGGCAAUCCGGCACCAACAGUCGUGACCGAUCUACAGACCAUACACCUCGACCCAUGUCCCCAGUGGACGAAUCUACAUCUGCCACUGCUUCUCGCAUCGUUGGUCCUAAAGUCACGACAGCAAGAAUUUUGCGUGAUAAGAUCGGCGAUGGAUGUCGGAUCUGCGCUUUGACAAGACAGAUUGAAUCCCUUGGCGAGGCUGAAUCCUGA
Messenger RNA from Penicillium soppii, 3840 nucleotides. Its product is annotated as CLH domain-containing protein. Gene Ontology annotation, cellular component: HOPS complex; late endosome. Gene Ontology annotation, molecular function: protein binding. The transcript is spliced from 5 exons. Gene Ontology annotation, biological process: protein targeting to vacuole; macroautophagy; cellular response to starvation. The record is from RefSeq and is a predicted model, not a curated record. The coding region runs from base 1 to 3840 and encodes 1279 amino acids. NCBI's taxonomy places the organism in Eukaryota, Fungi, Ascomycota, Eurotiomycetes, Eurotiales, Aspergillaceae.